AUGCUAAAGGUCCCGGACAACAUUGCGAAGCCGCCUUACGCGGACACGGGCGUGAGCCCCCCCUGGAGCAGCGACAUAGAGGUGCACGACGCAGAGGGCAUCAAGAAGAUGCGUGCGAGCGGCAAGCUCGCCGCGGAGGUGCUGACGAUGGCAGGGACGAUGGUCAAGGCGGGCGUCACGACGGACGAGAUAGACCGCGCGGUGCACAAGAUGAUCGUCGACGCCGGCGCGUACCCGUCCCCGCUGAACUACGGCAACUUUCCCAAGUCUGUUUGCACCAGCAUCAACGAGUGCAUGUGCCACGGCAUCCCGGACUCGCGGCCGCUCCAGGACGGCGACAUCAUGAACAUCGACGUCACGGUCUACCUCGACGGCCACCACGGCGACUGCUCGCGCAUGUUCUACUGCGGCGCGGUGUCUGACGCCGCCAAGCGCCUCUGCGACGUCAACCGCCUGGCGCUCGAGGAAGCCAUCAAGGUGUGCGGCCCGGGCGUGCCGUUCCGCGAGAUCGGCGCGGCGAUCGAGAAGGUGGCGAAGAAGCACAAGCUCAGCAUCAACCGCGACUUCGUCGGGCACGGCGUCGGGAAGGUGUUUCACGCGUCGCCGGCGGUGUACCCGUGCCGGAACAUGGACCCCGCGAAGAUGCAGCUGAACCAGACGUUCACGAUCGAGCCGAUCUUCACGCUCGGGUCGGACCGGUACCGCAUGUGGGACGACAAGUGGACGGCGGUGACGCGGGAUGGGAGCUUGGCGGCGCAGCACGAGCACACGCUGCUGAUCACGGAGAACGGGGCGGAGAUCCUGACGCCCUGGCACGAGAUGUAG
Molecule: messenger RNA, 825 nt
Organism: Pedinophyceae sp. YPF-701
Lineage: Eukaryota; Viridiplantae; Chlorophyta; Pedinophyceae
Source: the annotation of a GenBank genome assembly